GUUACAAAAAGUCGGCCCGUUCCCGAACGGCUCGUGCAGUGAUAAUCGAGGUGACCGAUCGGGUGCACGCAGAACACCGAUUUCUUGUUUCGCCCUACAGACCCGGCAUUGCUUCAAGCGCAAGGGUUAACGAGAGUAUAAAAAAGCUGCCGCUGUUUGCCAAAAACUGUGCCGCUAGAGACUGCAGCAGUGCAUCAAGCUAAUUAACAUGAAACCUUCGAUAACCUUUUUCUGUGUGCUGGGAUUGGAGUUGCUGCUGCUGGCCAGUGUCACGCAUGCCCACACAGAAGGGAAGGCCAGUGCGCAGGAUUCGAUUGAGGUGCCGCUUGUCAUUGCCAAGGAUAAAUCGAAGCCCGACCAGCAGCAUCCACCGUCGGACGAGGCUAAAACGGACGAGCGCGCCGGAAAAAGCGUAGUUGUGAACUGGAAGCUGGCCUGCAAACAGCUCUGCAGUGCAGGGCUGGGCGGUCCCAGCUGCGGGUCAACAUGGCUACGCACCAGCACUUCCAACUCACCCGACCUGCCCGUGGAUAAGGACACCCUGGCUGGGGUGUGUCCUGCGCUGUGUGCCAAUGGGUUAGGUGUUUCGAAAUGUAGCUGCAAAAGUUACAAGCCGAAGGUACAGUUCAACCAAAACCUCAUCUGCGAGGCGUUCUGUACCGUGGCCAACGUGCAGCUAGCCGGAUGCAGCAGCUGCGAAGGAACGGUCGACCCCAGCCAGGGCACGCUCGGAGCGAUGGGAGCGUACGAAACGACGACGCCCAACUGGGACGAGCUGUGUUCGAUGUUUUGCAAGAUGGGCGACGGCGGGACACUGUGCAACUGUGAUUUGCCACCGUUCUUCUAGAUCCCGGGCGGGGCAAAUCACGCCGAAAUAUGAUUUCGUUCAAAAUACACAAACAUUCCGUUUUCCUAUACACACACACAGUACAAACCCAAAACAAAAGAGACCUCUUUUAAUUUUCUUCCUUUAACGAGAGCGAUAAUGCUCGAACGCGGAUAGACGGUCGGAACGGAUGCAUCAGUGAGCAUGCGAAACAUUAUCAUUACAUAUCGUGAGCUUGUGGUGCAGGUGUGGGUCACACCCCACCGGCAAGCUCGCACACACGUUCCUGCUUGUUUGAGUUCCUUGCGUCUGCUGUCUGAUUUUAAACGACUAGGAUAAGGUACCGUUUGGAGCGGGAUAACUUCACCCGAAACCAUGAAAAAAUGACAAAUAUCACUCGAAAAGGGCUUCCAGGCGAAUGAGUGGGAGAUGAAAACCAAAAACAAAACAAAAACCGGACAUGGUCAGCCAUGUCCAAGCGAACGUAGUAAAGUGUAGCGGUCCGUCAAGAUGGGUCAGACCACCCUAGCGUGUACAUGUCUUGAUCUAGUUAGGCAUUUUUGUGUUACAAAGUUUUAGUCCCUUUUUUUCCGGCGCGCCAUCAGCGACCGAAGCUGUACACGCCCCGGAGGUAGCAACAAGCAAGAAAAGCGUCACGGCGUACCACGGGCCACCGUUGCCCCACUGGCGUCUGCCUGACGUUGACUUCCCUUCCAUGUGUCAAUUUGUUUAGGAUUAAUUCUCUUACGAAACCUGCUUUCGAGCGCUGCCAGGAUGCAGCGGAACCAUUUUGAUUACGAUUACGAGCACGUUAGUCAUCUCUGUUCAGAGCUGUGCUGAAGCUUACGGUUUCCCAGUUUUUGAAACUCAACACCCCCGUUUCCCCCUUUCCUGUCAUCCCGUUUUAUCCACACAAAACAAAAUCCCCAUACAAAGAAAAGCGCGAUCAUCGGAAGUAGAGAUCAUCUCAUAUCAUCAUUGAGUAAAACAAAAUCAUUGGAAGAAGAAGGAGAAAUCAUACAAAAAGUUUGACAAUUUCUUUAAAAAAAAAAAUCUUACGAAAGCACGCAAACUACAGAAUUGCAGAAAAUGCUGUGAAAGACAAUAAUAAAUACCAAAUAAACCAUUUGGCAUGAGAGAGUGUGGUGGGAGAUUUGAACAAAAAAAAAACACAGUAAAUGCAUUAAACAAAAACCCAACUUUACAAUUAUGGCUAAAUUAAAUUGAAAAACAAAAACAAAUAUACACACACGCACACAAAAAUAACAAACUUACACUAAAACGCUUUAACUGGAUAUCUAAAUGUUGUAAAUGUUUCCCUUAUUCCGUGCCCGUGAUACAUACAAACUCGCAAAGAGUAUAUUGUGUGAAACUGCGCUUUGUUUGGUCGUCAGCGGGUUGCACAGAAGCGUAAAGCAUUCAAUCUCGAUCUCGUUCUCAUCAGACAGUAUCUGGAGGAUACUGGCGAAAAAACAAAAAACAGGCAAACUACCAACAGAGCCGGGUGCCGAUUUCGCGCAACUGAAAAUGUGUUUUGGUGUACAUUAUUCUAAUCCGAUAGGAGCAUUCGAUGUACGCAACAAUACCAGCCUAUGUGUAUUACAUUAGACAAAGCAAACCGCCCGCUACGGCAAACGGUCACAAAAUGUUCGUUCUGUGGGUUUCAGAUAACAGCAAAACCCUUUGAGCCGUUUCGUAGCAUCGGGUAUUGGUGUAGGCAAUGUUUAAAUAAAUGUUUACACUGACUAACUUA
Messenger RNA from Anopheles stephensi (Asian malaria mosquito), 2579 nucleotides. RefSeq lists its product as uncharacterized. The coding region runs from base 209 to 847 and encodes 212 amino acids. The transcript is spliced from 4 exons. Lineage: Eukaryota; Metazoa; Arthropoda; Insecta; Diptera; Culicidae. The record is from RefSeq and is a predicted model, not a curated record.